AUGAAAAUUACACCACUGCCCUCACAGCGCAAUCAUCCAAAUUUUUCAUGGAGUAACAAUCAAGGUCAACCAAAACCCCAAGCUAACCAAGCGCCACAAGUUCCUCCUGGUUUUGCAGCGCCUGCUCAAGGCAACAACCAGUUGGAAAACAUAUUGAAAUCAUUCAUUCAAGAGACCAAGAAUCGGUUCUUAGCACAAGUAGUGAGUAUCAAAAAUCUUGAAAACCAAGUGGGGAAAAUCGCCACCGCUUUGAGUUCAAGACCACUGGGGACACUUACAAGCUCGACUGAAAGACCUUCUACAUCUGGGGUGAAGAAUGUGGAAACCUGCAAAGUCAUCAAGCUAAGAAGCGGUAAAGAAUGUGAAACACCGUUACUCAAAGAUACUAAGACUAGUGGAGUCCAGCCUAACAAUGAUAAAACUGAAGACAAAGACGAGUUUAUUGUGGAAUCGACCUCAGUAGAAGAUAACAAAGACAGAACUGGUGCAAGUAAGCAUGGCAAAAUUCCUGAGCCAGGAAAACAGCCUGAAGCCAUGCCAGAACCACUCAGAGAGAAAAAGUUUUUUCAAGAAAGACUAUUUAGGGUGUUACAAAGACCACCACCUCCUUUUCCUCAAAGAAUUAGGAAGGCAAAAGAAGAGCAACAAUUUGAUAAGUUUAUAGAGAUACUCAAACAGCCUUACAUCAACAUACCUUUGAUAGAAUCCAUUGAACAAAUGAAAAAUUACUCCAAAUUCAUGAAGGACGUGCUUACUAAACGGAAGAGAGUGGGAGAGUUUGCCACUUUUGCACUUACUCAAGAAUGUAGUCAAUUGGUGCAAGGCAAACUUCCUCCUAAGUUGAAGGAUCCUGGAAGUUUCACUAUACCGUGCAACAUUGGUGAAUCAUUUUGA
Messenger RNA from Vicia villosa (hairy vetch), 894 nucleotides. RefSeq lists its product as uncharacterized. The transcript is spliced from 2 exons. Lineage: Eukaryota; Viridiplantae; Streptophyta; Magnoliopsida; Fabales; Fabaceae. The record is from RefSeq and is a predicted model, not a curated record. Bases 1 to 894 code for a protein of 297 amino acids.